This is a messenger RNA of Exaiptasia diaphana, 4408 nucleotides long. Its product is annotated as soluble guanylate cyclase 88E. Gene Ontology annotation, biological process: response to oxygen levels; cGMP biosynthetic process; nitric oxide-cGMP-mediated signaling. NCBI's taxonomy places the organism in Eukaryota, Metazoa, Cnidaria, Anthozoa, Actiniaria, Aiptasiidae. Gene Ontology annotation, cellular component: guanylate cyclase complex, soluble. Gene Ontology annotation, molecular function: oxygen sensor activity; heme binding; guanylate cyclase activity. The record is from RefSeq and is a predicted model, not a curated record.
ACAACGCCGAACAAUUUACAAAUGAAGCAAUGAAUAAUGGCAGCUGCUCAAGGUCAGAAUUCAAACAUGKACAAUAGAUAUAUAUAAAGCCUACGUCUAACCGUGGUUAAAGCAGACUGUCUCAUCGCCGAUGAAUGAGUUGACGUUAAGAGUCAAGGGCGCCGAGAUACAGUUAACGCCGAAGGCUCCAUGACAGUUCUUAAGUACUUUAUAUAUUCCAUGAUUAUGUAACGAUUCAGAGUGGAUUUGUUCGCGAUAUGGUGUACGGUUUACUACUGGAGAACAUCCAUACACUUUUAGUAAACCGCUAUGGGUCAGAAAUAUGGCAGAAGAUACGAGACCAYGCAGGGAUCCAGCACCAUCACUUUACAACACAUACGAUUUACUCUGACUCGAUAUUUCAAAGACUGGUUGCAUCUGCAGUGGAGAUAACUGGAGACUCCAAAAACAACAUCUUAGAAGCGACCGGUGCUUUAUUUGUGAGUUUUAUCGGUCAAUAUGGCUAUGAUAAAAUACUCAGGGUAUUAGGAAGACAUAUUCGAGACUUCUUAAAUGGCUUAGAUAAUUUACAUGAGUUUAUGAGGUUUACGUACCCAAAGCUUAAGGCACCUUCGUUCUUCUGUACUGAAGAAACAGAAAAUGGGAUGAAAAUCCACUAUCGAUCGUCUAGAAAAGGCUUUCUGUACUAUGUCAUCGGGCAGAUUAAAGAAGUAGGGAAGCUUUAUUACGAUCAAGAUGUUGAGGUCGAAGUCCUCGGCGAACGAGAAUCUAAGGAUGGAUUUUCGGCUGUUAUGCAGCUUCAUUUUGACAAUAAAGCUUUCAUAGCAUCUCAUCGACGUCCAAAGAGACACUCGGUGAUAUCACUUAGCGAGGAUCCAGAUAAUGUUAAUAUUAGYAUGGGAGUCUUCUACGAGGUUUUCCCCUUUCACAUUGUAUAUGAUCACUCAAUGGUCAUUACUAGUACUGGYUCAAGCUUGAAUGCUGUUUUGCCAGGGCUGAUUGGAAGAAAAAUUACGGAUGAAUUCUCGCUGAUCAGACCUUUCCUGGAGUUUUCCUGGGAAAAUAUUUCUUACCAUACCAAUGUCGUAUUUGAACUGCAAUCCCGUCAUCCUUCAGUCAACGUGCGAAUUCAAAACGGAAUCACUAAACAAGACUCUAUAUGGAAAUGUCCGCUGAGUAAUGGUGACGUGGAAGUCGAUAAUUCUCCAAGCAAGGAAGAACUUAGUGGGCGUAUUCACCUUAAGGGACAAAUGAUGCAUGUUGAGGAGUGGAAGUCGAUGGCUUAUCUUGCCACACCGGUGAUUCAAAACCUAGAAGUUAUGUGUAGGAUUGGCUUGUUUAUCAACGAUCUGAGCAUGCACGACUCCAGUAGAGACCUAGUGCUAGCAGGAACUCAGCAGUCAGCGGAACUUAAACUUGCUCUUGAUCAGGAAGUACAGAAAAGUGCAAAACUUGAAGAGAGCAUGCGCGAACUUGAUAUCGAGAAAGUGCGAACAGACACACUUCUCUAUCAAAUGAUCCCAAAAACGGUUGCUGAUCGACUGCGCAAAGGCGAACCAGCACUAACCACGUGUGAAACAUUUUCUGAGGUAACAAUACUGUUCAGUGACGUCGUUGGGUUYACGACUAUCUGUUCUCUGAUAUCUCCCAUGGAGGUUGUUACUAUGCUAAACUGGAUGUAUACUACAUUUGACAAACUCAGCGAAAAACAUAACGUGUACAAGGUCGAAACGAUCGGYGAUGCAUAUAUGGUGGUCAGUGGUGUCCCAGAGCGUACCCAGUACCACGCAGAACACAUUGCAGACAUGGCGCUCAAUCUCCUCUCUGCCAUGCCKAGCAUCAAGGAUCCUGCGCARCUUAAUGAGCAUCUGUUGGUCCGUAUAGGCGUACAUACGGGAACCGUAGUUGCGGGGGUUGUUGGUCUUAAAAUGCCUCGUUAUUGUUUGUUUCCAUCAGCCAUUCAUGUGAGCGAAACGACCGAAAAACAUUUGUCAAAGGCGAAUUACAAACUAAAGCAACGUGGUAGUAUGGACAUUAAGGGCAAAGGAGGAAUGAAGACAUUUUGGCUUUUAGGGCGAUCCGACGAGCUCUCCAUCCCUGACUUAGAUUGCAUUAGUGACACACUAAGUUUGAUGUCUCACGGRGGGACUUUGAUGGAUCCAACAACAUCYGGGACKUCGGUAGAUGUCUUCUUUGGUGAUCACUCGUUCCAGUCAACUGUGACCAUCAACGCUGAAGAUCUUCCCGCAGACGAACACAUCAAUGCACCUGACAACGAAGAAGUAUCGUAUUAUGGMCACUGCCCACAUUCUAUACAGCAGGACAAAUUGWCUGAAAAAUGGAAUAAUUUAGAGAAUUCACCUARUGAAGACAAUAAGRAGCAUAUCAGCGAGGGAGACAAAGAGCAAGCGCAGAGUAAUACUGAAAUUAAGCCAAAGAAAACCAGGUCGGUGAAAAUCCUCUCUAGAAAGAAGAUUAAAGAUGAUAGAGAAGCGAGUAAAGAGGAGGACAAUGAAUCAAAGUCUGUUUCCACUUCGCUUUGCAUGGUUUUAUAAGAACUUUAGGAAUCACAAUAGAACUCCCAACCUUYAUGGAAGGGAUUGCAGGRCUUGAAACUGCAAAGACUUUGUAUUGAUGUAUAUUUUCCUAUUGUGAMGCAAGACUAUUCUGUUUAUUUAACAAAACUGUAGMUYGGGAAGGGUCCGWGGGAAAAAGUCAAGKGGGCAUGUGUUUGAAUUAUUUUCGCCAAAAAAAUGUAUAUAGGUACGUCAGAGAUUAAACUUAGGUCCACUAACUURAAGUUAUUAAGGCAAUAUUAACCUGAAUCAAUGAAUUAAAAUGURUAUAUGUAGGUCAUAGAUUAACUUAGGUCCAAAACUUAAAUAUAAUUACAGCAAUAUUAACCUAGGGUUUUCAUUAGAAGGACAGAGCGACAAGAGUAGGGUUGAGAAUAGUGACAUCCACUUAUUYAAUUGUAUAUCAAUGAAUUCGUUCUCAUUAGAUACAAACAAUUCUAACUUCUUGCUCCAUAUGAAAGCUUUGCUAGUACAUUAGACUAUUAGUACACUAAGAUUUACGGCAACAACUUCAGAUUAUGCUUUUGCUUACUAUAAAUAAGUCUGUCUAUAAAUUAUAAUGGAUUCUGUUUUGAUCUGGCCAGUUAGUUCAGACUAAAAGAAAGCUCCCCAUGAUUGAGUCAUGAUAAGCUAUAAUACAAUCCUGCUACUAUGCAACCAUUUCAGGAGGARCCGACGCGGUCUGUUCYUCUAAAUAAYUAAUCUUGUACGAAUUUUACCUGGAAAAGURAUUUUGARCUACAUWGUUGACAAUCUCACAAGAAAAUAUUGCACCAUCCUUCUAUAAAAUAUUUUUGUUCCUGGCAACGUCUUUAAGGUAAAAAAGGCAUAUAUAUCAUUAAGACAAGGAGUAACGUUUUAAUGGUCAAAAAACCGCUUAUAUUUUUUUAGUUAGGACAUUUUUAUUUUCCUGGCAAAAAUUCUUAGAAAGCAUUCCUUGCCUGGAGAGUUCUUUUUUCCUGAAUUUCUCGUGACAUAAGAACAGAUAUAUAUAGAGCGGAUUUCGUAUGACUGUGCAAAAAACACGGUGCUUUUGCGUUGUGACCGUACCRUGCCGWAGCGKUGAUGUAUGGUUAAAUCUUUAUUUUUAUUUGGAAUCUUAGAAGGCGAGGUUCCGUGACCGUGCCGUGCCGUGUCCGUGUUGUGAUCCGUGCCGUUGCACAGUAAUACAAAAUCCGUUCUAUUUCUCUUAGGAACCCGUCGGCUCCUCCCACCAUUUACAGCAGUUUCAACGAAAAAAGGGUGAAAAAACCGUCUUGUACUUUMACAUUGAUCAUCGGUAUAAGAAAUGUAAAUAUAUCAUCUUGACAAGCAACUAAUGAAAAUGCAAAAGAAAAAUUAUGACGUGCAAUGGUAUAGUCAUGUUUUAAAAUUUCMAAAAACUCCCAUUGAAUUGUAAUCUUAUCGUUUACAAAUUUUAAAUUCUAAAAAUGUAAGUAUAUUUCAUGUGUCGAUUUUAGCUCUUUUUCUUUGUUUUCUUUAAAAAAAAUAAUAAACCUCUUUUUUAGCAUUUUAUUCGGUUAUUUGACUUCAGUGAUUUAAAGGGAGACCGCAUCAGUUAUAAUCCGAAGUGGAGUCGGAAAGAGAGUCACGAGCGGCCCAAGAGUUAUUCCCAAGGAGUUGAUAACUCUAAAAGAGGAGUUAAAUUUGCUCCACCUAGCCUUCUUUGCAGACAUUAUUAGUUUCGGCCWUAAGUUCCUUCUCGACCUAGCGGAGAGGGAAUUUAUGACCGAUACUAAUAAAGUUUGCAAAGGAGACGAUGCUCCACCAGGUAGAGUAACUUUAACUGCAUUGUGGAGUUCUUUCAACUCCUUGAUAACGGUGCCUGUGAU